UCAUCUUGCAUACAGUGUUUAACCUGCGAGCCAUAACACAGUCCAUGGGGGGGAAGAUGGGGUUGUGGAUGCUUCUUCUUCUGCAUUUACACCUUGGUAAUGCUCCCUGGAUUGAAUGUGGGGAGGAAGUGGAAGGUUUAAAUGUGGUGUGUGAUUCCCUCCCCGCACCCUCCAACGUCUCAAUUUCCUCCUUCAACAUGGAGCACACACUCAGCUUCCUGCCAGGCCCCGGGACCCCCUCCAGCGCCCGCUUCUCUGUUGAAGUCUUCAGCUUCAGGAAGAACUUGUGGAAACCGGUGGUUAGUUGUUCGGCGCUGACGGCCAGACAGACGUGCAAUCUAACCCGAACGUUCAAGGACCCGUUAAAAAGCUACAGAGCCCGCGUCAGGGCCAUCGCACCCAACCAGACAUCCUACUGGACGAUGUCGCGGGAUUUCUACCCUCUAACAGACACUGUGUUGGGACCUCCCGAUGUGUCCGUGUCAGGGUGUGGGAACUGUUUGCUCCUGCAGCUCAAAAUUCCUCCAAGGAUGACCCAGCAGCUCCAGGACCUCUACAGAGACUUGAUCUUACAUGUGCAAAGGACCAGGGAUGGUGCGGAGUUCAGACUGAAUGUGCACUACGAAGAGGAGAUUGUGAUCGCGUACCUGCAGCCAGGCGUGGAGUACUGCGUGAGCGUCUCUGUAAAUAGGCCUACAUUCUUCGGGUCCAACAGCGUCUCCAGUAAACCCUACUGUGCCUUCACCAGCCCUCCUUCGCACUCAAGCUCACUGUAUGUGGUCUACUGCCUGCUGGGUGCGUGCAGCGUACUUGGCUGUCUCUUCAUUGGAUUCCUUGUCUACGGCAGUCGACUGAGCUUCAAAUUACUGAGACAACGCCUACCCAGAACCCUGGUAACAGAUCCAACUACCGGAACCAGCAAUGAGGUCAUACUUCCUCCUCCAAGUCCUGAAUUGUGGAAGAGCACCGCCUGAAUGCUUGGGUCAGAUCUCAGCCACGCAGCUGCAUAAAGAAGGCUCUGCUGACUGCCUUCUGACUGCCCACAGGCCUCUUAAACUGAAGAGGAGCAACUCUGAGGAAUGAGAGGAAGACUGUGGACUGCCAGUGAUGUAUUAAGUGUAAAGUGAUAGGAUGGAACUCGUCUAGGUGGAGUUGUUUUGGCUGACUGGUUUUGAGAAGACGAGGUAAUUGGGGGUAAAGUUUGUGAUUAAGAGUGACAUGUCUUUGUAAAUACUAAUAAUUCUAUUUCAUGCCAGUAUUUUUAUUGCUUCUGACUCUUCAUCUGUCUUUCUAAAUGAGUGUGAGGUUGUUGAAGUUACUGUCUGGUCAGCAGAGUUCAUGCAUUAGUUUGAAUGUUCUUACUGAAUGCACUUACAGUAUGUGUUGUAUUACUGUGUCCAUCCGGUUAUCCUAUGCCAAAUAAGCCAAGUGAUUUUGACUUUUUCUGUGAUUCUUUACUGAUAGGCUGUUUAUCUUGCAGUAAUCAGGCUGCUGGUGCCUUUGUUAGGGUGGUACACCACCCUGAUGGUAUCAAAAACCAACCCAGUCUCACACCAAAGCAUGUAAUAGAUCCACUAGAGGAUACUGUGUCAGUGUCGCCUUUUUCCUCGCCUAGUGCAUUAUAAAGAGCCACGUACACAGACACAGAACUUUCACCCAUCGGACUGCUGCUUGCACCCCUAAGCUAACUAAACUGUGACCUCAGCUUUGUUUUGAUGUUGCAUAUUUAUAAUGCUAAUUUGACCGCAGAGUGAGUCCCUGCUGAAGAUGUGACACUGCCACGGUGGGCCGGCGUGUGUAUGACACGCUUUGGCGUGAUACUGGGUUGCAUAAACAUCUGGUGGAUAAAGUACGGUGUGUGACUUCUUUUAACUUUACUGUAUGUGUGUUCUCAAAGUUAUAAACUGGAAAGAUUCUCUUUAAACAUUAAUGUGACGGUUCAUAAUCUUUUUACCAAUAAGGAAAACUUAAUAAACAAAGAUAGCUUGGAGAUUAUUGUAUUAUUAUCAGGGCUCUUGUGACCAUAGUUCAUCUUCUCCUAAUAAACUUUGGAUCAACCUGU
This is a messenger RNA of Dicentrarchus labrax (European seabass), 2062 nucleotides long. RefSeq names its product interferon alpha/beta receptor 2. The record is from RefSeq and is a predicted model, not a curated record. The transcript has 8 exons. NCBI's taxonomy places the organism in Eukaryota, Metazoa, Chordata, Actinopteri, Moronidae. Bases 45 to 974 code for a protein of 309 amino acids. Gene Ontology annotation, molecular function: protein binding.